AUUUGUGGCUCUGGUCAAAUGAUCCGCUUCAGCGAUAAUUCUCGUGUUUAACGGGUAGAAAGGGAUGUUACCGGCAGGCGUUUACAGGUUUUACCGGGCCGAAGGAGCAGUUAAAUGCAGGAAGUGUUGAAAGAAUGAAUGUUUGAGGAUGGAUGGACGGAGACAGCAGUACCACAGAUACUACUCAGUUAGGAAUAACUGGAGAGUAUAUGACCGGAGGGACAUAUGUCUUACAGACCCAGGAUGAUGAUGGGGAUGAUAGUUUUAAUGACCAUGAGGAUGGCAACGGAAGCAAAGACAAUUUCCGAGAGCAAGACAUUUACCUUCCCAUCGCUAAUGUCGCCCGUAUCAUGAAGAAUGCCAUCCCACAGACUGGAAAGAUAGCCAAGGAUGCAAAAGAGUGUGUGCAGGAGUGUGUAAGCGAGUUCAUCAGCUUCAUCACAUCUGAGGCCAGCGAGAGAUGCCAUCAAGAGAAACGUAAGACCAUUAAUGGAGAGGACAUCCUGUUUGCUAUGUCCACCCUGGGUUUUGACAUGUACGUGGAGCCGCUUAAACUCUACCUGCAGAAGUUCAGAGAGGCAAUGAAGGGUGAGAAAGGCAUCACUCCGGUUACAGUCAGCGAAGGCCUUGGUGAAGAACUAACAGAUGACACCUUCACCGGUCAGUUGCCUGCAGGACUGAUCACUGCAGAUGGCACGCAACAGAACGUGAUGGUAUACACCACCUCAUACCAGCAGAUCCCUGGCGUUCAACAAAUACAAUUCUCAUGACUGAAGAACAGGCCGACUAUAUCUAGUGGCCUGUCCAGUUUCCAGACAGACUUAUCUCUUGCCUUGCAAAGUUUUCAGGUCAGUGCUGGAAGACCAAGAGAUGCCUGGUUACCAGAGCAGGAGCAAAAGUGCCUGUUGCCUGGAGGCUGAUUUGAUCUUAAGUGAUGUCUUGUAAUUAAUUCAGUGUUAUAUUUAGGCCAGUGUGUUUUGAUUGGUCUGCUUGGUACAGGGCACACCAAAUUGUGAGGUUUUUUUUUUUUUUUUUGGUUCUUAUUUGGUAUUUAAUCAUUUUUAAAGUUUGGGAUGGGGCAGUGGGAAGACAAGGCCAUAUUGACCAUUUACAUUCCCACAAGUAAGGGAAUUCUAAUUUGAUGUCAUUUGAUCUUAAAUAACCUCAUUAACUGACAUUGUUAUGCUGAUUCUUUGAAUAAACAUGUGAUCUGUCUUUGUUUGAA
Messenger RNA from Rhinichthys klamathensis goyatoka, 1225 nucleotides. It is a transcript of the gene nfyba, whose product is annotated as nuclear transcription factor Y, beta a. Gene Ontology annotation, molecular function: protein heterodimerization activity; DNA-binding transcription activator activity, RNA polymerase II-specific; RNA polymerase II cis-regulatory region sequence-specific DNA binding. The coding region runs from base 153 to 770 and encodes 205 amino acids. The transcript has 7 exons. Gene Ontology annotation, cellular component: CCAAT-binding factor complex; nucleus. Lineage: Eukaryota; Metazoa; Chordata; Actinopteri; Cypriniformes; Leuciscidae. Gene Ontology annotation, biological process: regulation of transcription by RNA polymerase II. The record is from RefSeq and is a predicted model, not a curated record.